AUGAGAAAUAUAACUUUGGAUUCUGAAACAGCUCAUCCCUGCCUGGUCUUAUCUGAAGACCUGAGAAGCGUAAGAUUUGGAAACACUCCGCAAGAUAUGCCUGGCCACCCACAGGGACUGGACUUCAGUGCCACUGUGUUGGGUGUGGAACGCUUCUCUUCCGGGAGGCACUAUUGGGAGGUGGAUGUGGAGAAGGCAACAAGGUGGCAGUUGGGCAUAUACCAAGGCUCUGCAGACAGAAGGGCCAACAUGCCCAAAGCUUCUGGAGAUCAAGUCUUACUCACCGGAUCCAUAAUGGGGACCGAUUUUACCUUGUGGGUCUCUCCUCCUUUGAAAAAGGUCUCAAUGAGACAGCAAAUGCACCAAGUUGGAGUUUUCUUAGACUAUGAGUAUGGGCAAGUAUCGUUCUAUAAUGUGACGGAGAAAUCUCUCAUUUAUAACUUCUCUUAUCUUGCCUUCCAAGGUGCUGUUAGGCCUGUAUUUUCUCUUUGUUUCCCUGAUAGAGACAUAAAUUCAGACUCUCUCACUAUUUCCUCCCCUCAGGUUCCUAACCAUAAUAUUGCUGUUAGCUCUUAAUCUUUCUGUGAAAUCCAAACCACAAAGGCCCAGAAAGUUAAGAGCAAGACUUUGUGAAAGAAUUUAUAUAAAGUACUCUAUUAAAA
Tupaia belangeri chinensis (Chinese tree shrew) is the source of this 662-nucleotide messenger RNA. Its product is annotated as putative E3 ubiquitin-protein ligase TRIML2. Gene Ontology annotation, molecular function: protein binding. Lineage: Eukaryota; Metazoa; Chordata; Mammalia; Scandentia; Tupaiidae. The transcript has 2 exons. The record is from RefSeq and is a predicted model, not a curated record. The coding region runs from base 1 to 576 and encodes 191 amino acids.